AUGUCAUACUGGCCAUCCCAGUUUAGCGACUAUGGCAGCAUCAAUGCCACCCAGAAUCAACCAGAAAAGCAAGAUCCUAAGGUGACAAAAGAGACAUACAACCGCCGCAUUCAGGAAUUGAAGCGGAAGUUUGAGGAAGAUGUAAAUGUGAUUGCGAACGAAUUUUCAGGUCGGCACGUCCAUCAUUCUGCUGCUCAAAUUCGAGGCCAGAUCCUCUAUACGAUGGCAGAGGACAAAAAAACCCGGAGCCCGCAUAUUAGCAAUGCAUGGGCCCACGCCACUGCGGAUGUGGGUCGCCUGGACACGGAAUCGUUCACAGACAUGCCAUACGAUACUGCUUACAUGGAUUUGUUAAGGGAUAUCAAAGCGGGGGUUGUUACCCAGGAGGAUGUGGGCGAUCCUCAGACGCCUGAGGAUGAAUACAACCACAAGUUACUGCUGGACGCAGUCUUGGUCAGUCGCCAACAUCGUACGGCCAAGAGGCACAUAAUAUCGCCUGAGCUUAGCGCCCACCGACUAGCGCUUCACGCGAAGGACCAGCUUCAAAAAACGGCUACCCGCAUUCAUGAGACAUGCGGCAUUGAGGUCCUUAUCAUGAUGACGAAGAGCCGGGUGGAGGACGUCUUCACCCCGUAUGUGUGGGCAACACCACGUGCCAAGGAGUAUUGGGUGGUUGGGGCGGCCCAAAACAUGACUUCUCGUGCCCAGGAGAUGGAAGGCUUCUGUAUAUCAAACAUUAGAGGCAUGGCCAAGGUCGCUGAAGAGACGAUCAAGGAACUACGUACUAGACUAGCUGGCCUGACAACGGAUAGGCUUUAUUUACCAGGCAGUGCAGCGAAGGACAAAUUCGUUGGAAUGAAAUGGGAAAAGGAAGGGUAUCUUCAAUUGGUAUCUGGCUUGAAGCUCAAGAUCGAUUCAUACCCGUUUGAUGAGAUAAAAGCGCCAAAGUGGCUUAGAAAGGCGGAGUUGAUGAAACUAAUCGAAGGGUGGGAGCAUGGAUCUAUCAAGUGGGUAACAGCAUCCAACGACGAAAUCGAGAGUGCCCAACAAGAACUAUCUCGACUUGCAAGGGAGAAAGUGGAUUGUACGGUGAACCGUCGACAGAGUGCUACGAACAAGGCCAACAGCAGCACGUCCACACCAGAUAUGGUUCUGCGGUUCGACUCCCAGAAUGUCCAUAUUUUAGCAUUUAGGUUCCCAAGACCACGUGUACAAAUUCCAACAUGGUGGACAUUCUACGGAAGUCACCGAGCACACCCAAAUCCGGUUGCUGCCACCCGGCCUGACAAAGUUUCAGGGGGUGUAGCUCAGAGCACUAAGGACCCAAAUCCGGCUGCUUCAGACCACAUGAUGUGGACAUGUAGGAGAUUAGCAGGGGUGACGGCUCACGGGCUGUUGGAAGCCCGGUGGUUAGGGUCACAUGUGGAUCACGGGCUCAAUCCAAUGUGA
Messenger RNA from Cantharellus anzutake, 1449 nucleotides. RefSeq lists its product as uncharacterized. The transcript is spliced from 9 exons. Bases 1 to 1449 code for a protein of 482 amino acids. The record is from RefSeq and is a predicted model, not a curated record. Lineage: Eukaryota; Fungi; Basidiomycota; Agaricomycetes; Cantharellales; Hydnaceae.